GCGAGGGCGCAUCGGCCGAGAUCCCUCGCCAGCCGAGCAGGACAGGGAGUGGGCCUCCGCGGAGGCCGAGGAGGCGCUGCAUGGACAGCAUGCGUUUCUCCGGAGGCCCCGGCGCGGGCUCCGCGGGCAACUUCAGCCGGCGGUGGCCUCUGGCCGCCGGCGGUGCCAACGCCAGCCGGGAAGCGGAGGCGCUCGGGGAAGGCGGCGGCCCGCAGGGGGACGUGCGGAACGAGGAGCUGGCCAAGGUGGAGAUCGCCGUGCUGGCCGUGACUUUCGUGGUGGCCGUGCUGGGUAACAGCUGCGUGCUGCUGGCGCUGCACCGCACGCCUCGCAAGGCGUCCCGCAUGCACCUCUUCAUCCGCCACCUCAGCCUGGCCGACCUGGCCGUCGCCUUCUUCCAGGUGCUGCCGCAGCUGUGCUGGGACAUCACCUACCGUUUCCGCGGCCCCGACGGGCUGUGCCGCGUGGUGAAGCACCUGCAGGUGUUCGGCAUGUUCGCCUCGGCUUACAUGCUGGUGGUCAUGACCGCCGACCGCUACAUCGCCGUGUGCCACCCGCUCAAGACGCUGCAGCAGCCGACGCGCCGCUCGCGCCUCAUGAUCGCCGCCGCCUGGGCGCUGAGCUUCGCGCUGAGCACGCCGCAGUGCUUCAUCUUCUCCAUGGUCGAGGUGAACAACGUCACUCGGGCCUACGACUGCUGGGCCACCUUCAUCCAGCCCUGGGGGCCCCGCGCCUACGUGACCUGGAUGACCGGCAGCAUCUUCGUGGCGCCCGUGGUCGUCCUGGGCACCUGCUACGGCUUCAUCUGCUACCACAUCUGGCGCAACGUCCGCGGAAAGACGGCGUCGCACCGGGACAAGGGCGCCGCGGGCGCGGGCGGCGCUUUCCACAACGGGCUCCUGCUCGCGCCCUGUGUCAGCAGCGUGGAGACCAUCUCCCGCGCCAAGAUCCGGACCGUGAAGAUGACUUUCGUGAUUGUGACGGCUUACAUCGUUUGCUGGAUGCCCUUCUUCAUCAUCCAGAUGUGGUCUGUCUGGGAUAAGAAGUUCAACUGGGUCGAGUCGGAAAACCCCGCCAUCACCAUCACUGCGUUACUGGCUUCCUUGAAUAGUUGCUGCAAUCCCUGGAUAUACAUGUUUUUUAGUGGUCAUCUCCUACAAGACUGUGUCCAAAGCUUCCCCUGCUGCCAAAACAUGAAGCAAACAUUCAACAAAGAAUCGGACAGUAUGAGCAGAAGACAGACUUGCUCUAACAACCGAAGCCCGACAAACAGUACAGGUACAUGGAAGGACUCGCCUAGAUCUUCCAAGUCCGUCAAAUUCAUUCCUGUUUCAACCUGAGCCCCACCUUCAUGCAGCCUGACUCUUGUAACAGACUUUUUGGUCCUUUGGCUGAAUCCAGCUGGAAAUCAUGAGAACAAAUGAAUUUAUAUGAGAUAAGCAUAAAUCAAUUUAUUGGGUACAAGACUGCAGUUCUAGUUGCAUUUUCACGUUGCUAUGACCAAAAGCUAUGAAUUGUUUUAUACAGAAUGUUAAUAAAAACACACUACACUAAAA
Messenger RNA from Ceratotherium simum simum (southern white rhinoceros), 1556 nucleotides. It is a transcript of the gene AVPR1A, whose product is annotated as arginine vasopressin receptor 1A. Gene Ontology annotation, cellular component: plasma membrane. Lineage: Eukaryota; Metazoa; Chordata; Mammalia; Perissodactyla; Rhinocerotidae. The record is from RefSeq and is a predicted model, not a curated record. Gene Ontology annotation, biological process: cellular response to hormone stimulus; positive regulation of vasoconstriction; regulation of systemic arterial blood pressure by vasopressin. Gene Ontology annotation, molecular function: vasopressin receptor activity; peptide binding.